AUGGCAGAAAUAACCAAACAAAACCCUCCAAAAAUCAUCAUAAACAAUCAAAAGCUAAUAGAUGAUGACCACUCAACAGAAUCUCAUUGGCUUAGCCCAAUAAUAUUUGCUGCCAAUGAUGGGUUAGUUUCUACUGCAUCACUCAUGCUAGGAAUGGGUGCAGUAAGUCAAGACAUUAAUGCCAUGAUCCUAACCGGGUUUCUAGGCCUUGUAUUCGGGUCAUUUACCAUGGGUCUGUGUCAGUUUAUGACCCAUGACUCGGCCCAUGAUAUUGAAUCUGCUGGUCAAAUGAGAAAGACUAGAAAAGAUCCUUUAAUGGCGGCUGCUGGUAUGGCUGCAGCAUUUUCAUUUGGAGCUUUGGUGCCUUUGCUUAUGGGGUUGUUCAUGGAGGAAUCUGAAGUGUCAAUUGGGCUGGUUGAAGGCCCAAUAAGUGUGGUUUUGGCUGUGUUUGGGUGGGUUGGCCCGUUUUUGGAUGGAGCUCCGGGUUUUAGAGCUGUUUUGAGGGUUUUGUUAUGGGGUUGGGUUGCUAUGGUUGUCACAUUUGGUUUAGUCAUUAAUAAUGAUUGGUGA
This is a messenger RNA of Amaranthus tricolor (Joseph's coat), 570 nucleotides long. Its product is annotated as vacuolar iron transporter homolog 1-like. The transcript has a single exon. The record is from RefSeq and is a predicted model, not a curated record. Gene Ontology annotation, cellular component: membrane. NCBI's taxonomy places the organism in Eukaryota, Viridiplantae, Streptophyta, Magnoliopsida, Caryophyllales, Amaranthaceae. Gene Ontology annotation, biological process: intracellular manganese ion homeostasis. Gene Ontology annotation, molecular function: iron ion transmembrane transporter activity; manganese ion transmembrane transporter activity. The coding region runs from base 1 to 570 and encodes 189 amino acids.